AAGAUUCAAUCAAGUGUAACAGGCUAGUUCUGAAUUUAAAAAAAUCAAUACUGUGGUGACUCAAAAUAGAAGGAGGGAGUUGUUAUAAACUUUGUAAACGACAAACAUGAAGUUACUCCUUGUUGCUUUUAUUGCAAGUGCUGUGCUUUAUACAGGAUAUGCUCUGAAAUGCCACACUGGCAUAAGUACAAAUCCAAAUCAAAUCGUGCAACAGGAAUGUGUUGGUGUCAGCACGUGUUUGCACGUCAAAUUUUCAGUGUUUAUUGCAGCUGCUGGAAAUCUAAGUAUCAGUGUAGAACAAGGGAAUUGCUGGCAAAAGAGUGUUCCAAAAGAGACGUUUUGUGAUGGUGUGACGAAAGAUCCUAACGUGGCGAAACUUAUAUCAUCAUGCAACGCAACUGUGUGUGACACUGAUGAAUGCAAUGUAAUCAGCGGACAAUGUCCAUCUGCUGCUGUUGUUGCUGGACCAAAUCUUCUCGUGCUGUUUGUCACUUUCGUCAUCUUGAUGACAAGUUUGAAAGUCUUCUAAUUACCUGUAACAUAUGAGUAUGCGUCCAUAGGAUGUAAAUCUGGAAAACUUUACCAAGAUUCUUUAUAAUCUCAUUAAACCUGUUUGUAGCUACUUCUGUUAUUCGCUUUAAUAAUAACAAUAAUAAUAAUAAAAGUAAUCCUGCCUUGUUUUCAUUGAACGCCCAUAUCACUGAGUUUAUAUUACCCGAUUGAGAAAGAAAAUGAUUCAUUAGUACAGGAAUGUCACUUAUACAAACAUAAUAAUUAUCUUAGAAUUUUUAAUUGCUACAUUGUGACAAACUCAUUAAAAGUGAAAUAAACAACUGGUAGCCAUCUUUUUA
Hydractinia symbiolongicarpus is the source of this 851-nucleotide messenger RNA. RefSeq lists its product as uncharacterized. The coding region runs from base 107 to 529 and encodes 140 amino acids. The record is from RefSeq and is a predicted model, not a curated record. The transcript has 3 exons. NCBI's taxonomy places the organism in Eukaryota, Metazoa, Cnidaria, Hydrozoa, Anthoathecata, Hydractiniidae.